Molecule: messenger RNA, 2298 nt
Organism: Fimicolochytrium jonesii
Lineage: Eukaryota; Fungi; Chytridiomycota; Chytridiomycetes; Spizellomycetales; Powellomycetaceae
Exons: 1
Coding region: 279-2255 (658 amino acids)
Source: RefSeq, a predicted model, not a curated record
CGUUGUUGUAAAGGACGAUCGUUUUGGCGAUCUAAGGCGUUACCAGCAAAUUGGGAACGCGCAUGUGUGGCUUUUCGAGCCCUCCGGUUCCGAUUAUAGGAUAGACAGAAAUCUCCCCUAUUUCCAACAGCAGCAUAAACCUUACGGGCCUUCCAGCCCUUUCUAAAGCCCGUAUACGAUGUUCAUAUAGUGACAGCCGCUCGUCGCUCUUUGUGACGUCUUUCUCUCCAAGCAACCCGCUCCUUCUUUCAUCACAGAAGGAAGAAAGUUUCCGUGUGAUGAGACCGACGUUGCAGGCUGCCUCUGAGGAUGCGGCCAUUCCCGAUCAGCCAACUGGAACCACUCUGAGCGUCGAAGGGGACGCCUCGAAGGCACAAGUGCGAACUGACAACAGCCAAGAGGCCAACCGUGCGAGUCCGAGCAGUCGCGGGGGGCCGACGCCCCCGGGAUUGAACGGCUCUUCGAAUGCCACUCGUCCCAGUCUGGUGAAAGGGAGCGCAUGGACGCUAUACCGCGUACUGUCAAUAUCCAUUGUCAACCUGACCUUUUCCACCGCCCUCCUUGCGCUGUGGAGAUUUAUCGAGAUCGAGUUACGGCGAUACUAUGGUUGCGUGGAAGUGUGUUAUCUCCCAUUCGGAGGCGGAGAAGCAGACAUCCGAAAGUUCUCGCUCUGGGGUUAUUUCGGCAUUUUCUGGGUAGCGAUCCUAACCACAAACUCGAUCGAUAAUGUCCCAUUAUGGAGGCGGCUGGAACUGGGUAGAUUCAGACGGACGGAUCCUGGCGCGGGAUUCCGAAGGUGCUGGAAGACGGUCGCCUACGUCGCAAGCAGGGUUCUCUGGCCCCUGUUGAGCCUUAUACCCGUAUGGUAUACCCCCACGGCAGAUUCGACUCUGGGUGUCAUGAUUGGAGUCAAUGCGCUGGGGAUGCUGUUCGUCGGUUCCAUAUUCUUAUGGUACGAUCAGCCGGUGAAAAUGCGGUUCAAACAUGCUAUCGCUGCCACCAUCGCCAUGGCAGCAAGCUUUGGAGUGCUCCUGUUGGGGUAUUGGACGAUGAUCAACACGGACCGGCUAAGCUAUCUGGCGACCUUCAUCGCUGGCGGAGUAUACCCCGUCGUCAGAGUAGUGACGGUAUCGCAGUUUGUAGAGAUCUCUUCCAAGGCAUAUCACUGGUCUCUCGACGAUCCUCGAGGAACUUCCCACUUCCUCGCAUACUUGUCAGCGGCCGGUGCCGGCUUCAGCGUCCCAACGAAGGUUCGGAUCCUUACCUUCGAGCGGUCUAGCCAAUUCUGGGUGGCCGUCUUCUUCAGCAUCUGCACGGAGAUAGGAACAAGAUUAUGGCUCGUAUAUGUUAUCAUCUGCGUCCGACAGGGCGGAGAAGACACCGAUGCGGAAAACUCCUGGUCCGAUGAGGAAAUGGCCUAUCUGAGAACUUCCCGGAUAAACUCUCCAAUGGCGAGUACGGUAGAUAAGAAGAUGAAGAGCUGGCGUUCGAGCGAUGUCGUUACGAGCGGCGACCCGAACGGUCGCCGGUCUGCGUUACAAUCACGGCACAUAUCAGAUGACGACUCGGCAAGCCAUAUCGAAAAAGCCUCUCAUCCGACUAGAAUCGUUGGUGUAGUCGAGAACACCAAACCAGGCACGAUUCAGCAGGCCCUGUCGCUACUCCCAUCAGCAAACCCUCAGCCGGAUAUUGGCCAGCGGGCCACGUCCGCAAGAUCGCUGGAACAGUGCAAUCCAAAGCAGUGCAAAUCGCCAACGAACUGGCCAUGGCUCAUGGCCUCUCACCGUUGCGUACAGCAUUUUCUCAUCACCAAGUUCAAUUUCGGCUAUUUCCCUGAUCCGCGGUGGCACGCCUUACAGAUCGCUGGCAUGACAAUCGCCGAAUACCUCUCGUUGGGCAUGACCGUCGGGCUGCUGUACUUCCACUGGGACGCAUCAGGGUCCUCCCAGUCGAGUUGGCUGGCAAAUUUCACAAACUCCUAUUCGAAUAAGGUGUCGAUGUUUCCCAUCACGGGUCUGGAGCCAGCCGCGCAAGAGUAUGCGGCACAGCAGUUACAAGCCUGGUGGACCCGUGGCUUGAUCAUGUUCUUCCUUCAGGUGGUUAUGGAUCUCCUGAUGGGUCUUGUGCAACGAAAGCAGAUGAUCUUAUGGGAGAGGCUGCCUCCGUUCAACGGCUCGGCAUAUGCGUCCGUCUUGGCGUUUCUCGGAUGCACCAUGUGCGCGUUCCUGACGGUUUAUCGAGGAUUGCUCACUUGAGGUUGAUAUCGGGGAGGGACCUUCGAUACCUCUGGAAUAAAGG